CAGAAGCAAACGAAUCCGCAUCAACGUCGAAUUAAUCGGAACGCCGAUGAACAAACCAGCCACGCUACAUUGAGACUGACUAGACACGCCACGUCGUCCCCUGCGUCUCCACGCCUUGUACCUUCCCUGCGCCCGUCCUCGACCACAGCUCGCCACGCAAAGCUCCUCCCCGUUGACGUCGCUAACAACAUCCACGGAGAGCAGCGAUGGGCACCGGCGGCCCGUCGCCGCCCGGCGCCCCGCACGGCCUGUUCGGGUCGAGCGGCGCCGGCGGGUUCGGCUACGGCCUGGCCGUCUCCGUCGGUAUCCUCCUCCUCGUCUGCACCGUCGCCUUCGCCGUCUACCUCUGCUGCGCCCGCGCCUCGUCGUCCAUGCCGGUGGCCGACGCCCGCGGGAUUCCGGCGCCGGCGCCGCCCCGCCGCGGCAACGGCGACGUCGAGCUCGGCGGCAUCGACGCGGCGACGCUGGAGGCGUACCCGGCGGUGGUCUACAGGGAGGCGAGGAAGCCGGCCUCGGAGGAGGGGCAGCACGCGGCCUGCUGCGCCGUCUGCCUGGAGAGGUACGCGGACAGCGACGUGGUCCGGGUGCUGCCGGACUGCGGCCACCUGUUCCACCGCGGCUGCGUCGACGCGUGGCUCCGGCGGCGGCCCACGUGCCCGGUGUGCCGGACGUCGCCUCUGCCCAGCCCCAUGCCCACGCCUCUCGCCGAGGUGACGCCGCUGGCGCUGCCGAGGCCGGCGUGAGGCGAGCCCCCUGGUGUCUCUCCGCGGACAUGGCGUCCUUGAAGUUUUCUGGGCUUGCUCUCUGUUUUCUUCCCAUCUGCAUUACGUCUAGACGCCACAUGUAAUUAGAAGGUGAUUAGUUUUGGUCAGUAAUUUUUUGC
Messenger RNA from Triticum aestivum (bread wheat), 883 nucleotides. Its product is annotated as RING-H2 finger protein ATL70. The transcript has a single exon. NCBI's taxonomy places the organism in Eukaryota, Viridiplantae, Streptophyta, Magnoliopsida, Poales, Poaceae. The coding region runs from base 207 to 743 and encodes 178 amino acids. The record is from RefSeq and is a predicted model, not a curated record.